AUGACGGGCGCGCAGCUCCCUGUGGAGGACCCAAACAGGGCAGCGGCUCCCGCGGGCGCCCGCGCGCCGAACGGCGCCGGCCACGCGGACACGGACGAAGCCUUCUUCCUCCGGAACCUCCCCUCCGCGGUCCGCAAGCAGCUCAACGCGAAGCACGCCGAGGUGGAGGCCAACCCUGCGCUACGCGCCGCACAGCGCCUCGUCUGGCUCCGCCGGCGCGUCGACCCCACGUGGAUCGCAACAGCCCUCCUAGGCCUCGGCGUCUUCGUCGCCAUCAAGGACGACCUCCUCCUCGCCGACCAGCGCGCGCGCGAGCGCGACACCGCCGCCGCAGCCCUCCAGGAGCAGCGAGCGCGCUUCCGCGCCGCGUGGGGCCGCAUGACCGCCGUCGCGCAGAGCAUCGAGGACGGCGUGCGGGGGCACGAGGCGCUCGAGGAGUCCGAGGCCGUGCAGCGCCUGCGGGCGCUGUACGCGGGCGCGGUGCCGUCAGCGGGGGGGAGUCGCGGAGCACGAAUGGCGAAUGACGACGCCGAGGGCAAGGGGGGGUCGUUCGUCGUGUGA
Molecule: messenger RNA, 561 nt
Organism: Pedinophyceae sp. YPF-701
Lineage: Eukaryota; Viridiplantae; Chlorophyta; Pedinophyceae
Source: the annotation of a GenBank genome assembly